This is a messenger RNA of Blastocystis hominis, 477 nucleotides long. RefSeq lists its product as hypothetical. Lineage: Eukaryota; Bigyra; Opalinata; Blastocystidae. Gene Ontology annotation, cellular component: eukaryotic translation initiation factor 4F complex. Gene Ontology annotation, molecular function: RNA 7-methylguanosine cap binding; translation initiation factor activity. The record is from RefSeq and is a predicted model, not a curated record. Gene Ontology annotation, biological process: translational initiation. The transcript has 5 exons. Bases 1 to 477 code for a protein of 158 amino acids.
AUGACAAAGAACCAGUCUUCUUCAGAAGUGCAUAAUAUACGUUUUAGUAUUAUUAUGAGUGCAGACUCUAUAUCAGGUGUUCAUCCCCUACAAUAUGGAUGGGUUAUUUAUGUACAAAUACAGUUCUAUAAUGAUUCGGAUAAGAAAAAGGGAUACAGAAAUUCUUUUAUUCCUUUUUGUAAGUUCACAAAUGUAGAAGGAUUCUGGUUGAAUUGGAACAAGUUAGAGAACGUGACUAAUAUGUUUUAUGAUGGAGAGAUAAGGAGUAUCAAAAGAAUUGAUAGUACAUGCCCAACGGAUCAGCCAAAAGACAUUAGUAGUAUCUUCAGACUCGGAGUUGAACCUAUAUGGGAAGAUCCUUUGAAUACCAAUGGUGGUGAGCUUCGAGUGACCUUGAAUGUCCUUAUGAUUGGUGGCAGUCUGAUUGACUGUGAAGAGAUUUGCGGAGCUCAGCAAACCAAAGAGGAAGAUUAUUGA